Gryllus bimaculatus (two-spotted cricket) is the source of this 852-nucleotide messenger RNA. The record is from the annotation of a GenBank genome assembly. Lineage: Eukaryota; Metazoa; Arthropoda; Insecta; Orthoptera; Gryllidae.
AUGGCGGUGCAGACGAAGUCAAACAUUGACAUAAUGCGAUUGCCUGUUAAUUCUGAGGAGCAUACAUUCGGUGACUGGGAGCUGAAAUUUAAACAAAGUCAUAUAUUGCAUUCCAAGUGUUACCAGAGUGAUGUUUGCGGUCCCAGCGAUCCAUGUUUUUUUUGUCUUUACAACAGGGAACUACAACUUCCACACAUGCCAGAUAUGGUGUUUCCUCAAAACAGUUUGGUGUUAAGACACAAAACUGGUUGUGGUAUACAAUUCAACGCACUGGAAGCUUUGAAAAGAGUUUGCAAUGGGAAACAGAACUUGAAAGUAGCCUGUGCUGAUGAAUGGCUUGAAUCAAGACAGGAUAUGGGACCUUUGGAACAAGUGAAUCCUUUUGACUGGACUUUCACCACUGAUUACAGAGGUACAAUCCUGGGCGACAUGAAGGUUGAAGCAACAGAAUUGAAGUUGGAUCUGAACAAGUUACGUCAAAAAGAAAAAAUUCUUUUUUAUCAUGAUCUUACAUUGUAUGAAGAUGAACUCCAUGAUAAUGGAACUGCAGUUUGCUCUGUCAAAAUUCGUGUGAUGCCUAACAGUUUCUUUAUCCUUUUACGCUUUUUCCUACGUGUGGACAAUGUAAAAAUUAGAAUAAAUGAUACACGCAUUUAUCAUGAAUUUGACUUGAACUACUUGUUACGUGAAUAUUCAUCACGAGAGGCUAAUGUAGGCGAUUUAAAAGUUCCUCAUUCAGUUCUGGUUGACCCCAAUGAAGUAACUCAAUUUUUACCUAUUGUGAAAAUUGUGAAUGAAAAACUUAUUUUUCCUUCACCUGGUAAUGAUGAUUCUGGAAAAUCUGGAAGUUAA